Messenger RNA from Clarias gariepinus (North African catfish), 4036 nucleotides. RefSeq names its product family with sequence similarity 151 member A (gene fam151a). NCBI's taxonomy places the organism in Eukaryota, Metazoa, Chordata, Actinopteri, Siluriformes, Clariidae. The transcript has 10 exons. The coding region runs from base 2010 to 3830 and encodes 606 amino acids. The record is from RefSeq and is a predicted model, not a curated record.
CGGCUACGUUCUGUCUCCAGGAAAAGUGCUGUACAAUGGGAAUAGGAUGGCGUGCACCAGUUCAGACAACCCCAGAGUUCUGACAGUGCUGGAGCUAAACGCGGUUAACUGUAUGCCAGCUACAAGAAACAUUACAGCAGACGUUAGUGCUAAGAGUUCCAUCACAUCUCAGCGCUACAUCAGAGAUGUUGUUAUCGCUGUUGUCUGUUCUUGCCUGGGUGGUGUUGCAAUUACACUUGCAAUACUUGCUGUUCUAUACAGGAAGUUGGGUAAAAGGUUAAAACCGAUGCAGGAGGUAAAAGGAGCUGAGGAACAGUCCAGUCAAACAUGGGAUUUCUCUGAUGACAAGGAAGGUCUCUCGAGGUCUUACGCUCUCCAUAACAGCAACUACCGUAAUCGUCCACCCUGGGACAAAAAGGGGACUUCAUCUGAGAGCAGACCAGACACAAUAGCAAAUGAUUUCAUAUGCCAAAAUUGCAGCUCGAGCUUCAGGAGAAAGACUUUCCAUAACAGAACGAAUCACCAGCCUAUUAUGGAUGAAAAAUGGUCAACCUAUUUAAACAGUGACCCUUCAAUCUUUAAAGAUGAAGUUACAGAUGGAAGACAUGAUAUCCAAGGUCUCAGUGGGUCAAGACAAGACAUGUCCACCAUGAGAACGCAACAAGUAGCUCUCAGAAGACACAUAUCAAUUGCCCAAAAACAAACAUUUACCCCAGAAGAUCAACUAAACCCCACAGGUGCAGCUCAGGAGCAUCAUUCAUUCCUAAAGCAUCAACAUAGAGAAUAUGGUCUACCAUAUUCUCGGCACUAUCAUCAAAUUUAUGCGCAAGACAUUCAGGACAGUAUAUCUAGAAAUCAAGAAGAGAGUAUACUUCCAAGAAGCUCUAAAGUCAUUGUGUACAGAGAUAUUUUAAAUUACAACCAGUCCAACAUGGAUCAGCAGGGUGGAAAUCAAGCCAGAGUGCAGAGGAGCGUAACAUUUGAUCUGUCCAUGGAGCGUGCUCUGUUUGUAUCUAGUAAAGAAGGUCCAUACAAAAUCAGCAAGACAAAAUGGUCUAAAACAUUAGAACGGAGCAGCAAACCAGGUCAGGGUAAGGUGUCUGCCAAAGGAGACAAGAAAAGGCAUUUGAAAAUCCAUGAACAGGGAUCUCCACGAAAAAGCAAACUAAAGGUCAAGUUGAAUCUGAACCCCCUUAGAAAAAGUCAGGUUCAACCCAAAUCCGGUUCUAAUCAGGAGGACAAGGAUGUGAAGAAAACAUCCAAAAAGAUAAAAAAAGACAAGUCUCAAAAGAGUAAGGUGAAAAAAAACAAUGAACAACAAGAGAGUAAGGAAAAAUCCAAAAAAGGCAAGAUCACAGAGAAGUUGCAAGUUGAUAAAAGUUCAACCAAUCCAGGUGAAGCUCAAAGUUUUGGAAACAAUCCCAAGGAAUCAGAGUCAUUAAUAGAGCCUUCAAAUCUAUUAGCUGAAAACAUAGAGCCACUUGGUACAGCAAAAACUACAGACCCUCAAGUCCCAACCUUGGACUUGACCCUGGCCCUGAUGACCCCAGAAGAUUCCAGGGAUCUGCAGAAACCACCACAAGAUGGAGAAGAUCCUCCAAAUGAUCCCUUGACCACAGUGUCAACAACUGUCUCUGUUGUCCAGGAGUACCUGUCAUCAGGUGAUGGCUCACCGAAAAGAAAGAUUCGACUGAUCGUACCUGAGAAACCCUCCAGCAGACCUCAGACUGCGCUGGAGAAGAAAAUCAGAUAGAUGUCCUAAAUGUCCUGUAAGAUCUCUCCAGAGUGCCAUGGUGUUCAUGACCGAAUUGUAUUCCAGAUUAGUUUCUGUUCAGUUCGAGGGCCAAGAGACUUUUUUUUAUUUUAGAUAACAGCUGCACAAAGUGCUGUUUCUCCAGGAUAAUUUUUUUUCUUUGCGAUCUAUUGAUAAGAUAGCUAGACCUUGAACACCUUUGCUGCUACAAGUCAUGCAACAGAUCUGAGAUUCAUUCACAGAAAACUAAGCAAGAAUGGAUGAACUAAAGAAGAAAAGUAAUGAAAGACAACAGGAUGUGAAAGAAGAUGAAGAAAAGGAGCCAAAGACUAUACUGGGGUUUUUUACCAGACAGCAGUUCACUAUGUUGUGUGUGGCUCUUGGGCUGCUUGUGCUGCUGCUCAUCUUAACGGUCACCUCCGUGGUUCUUACCAUGAAGUCAGGUUCAGAAACAUCAGAGGCCUUGGUCUCAUCCCCUACAGAUGGAGACAUGCUGGAAUUUCUUCUUCAAAAUGGGGAGAUCCAAGAGAAAGACGGACUCUAUGCCACAUGGUAUCACUCUGCCAAUAGCAAAGCCGAAACUAAAAAAGCCCUGGAAAGUGACAUUAUGAUUCUGGAGGCUGAUGUCAAUGUAGAAGGGCAUAAUACUGUCAACGAAACCAACAUUCCAAUCAUGGCCCAUCCGCCAGAUGUCUACAGUGAUAACACUUUGGAAGAGUGGCUUGAUGUGGUUAUCAAAUCUAAGAAAGGAAUAAAACUGGAUUUUAAAAGUCUUCAAGCAGUGGAGCCUUCACUCGAUCUUCUCAAGCUCAAGAAUCAAACGGGAAUCAACCGUCCCGUAUGGUUGAACGCCGAUAUCCUUCCUGGCCCGAACGUUCCUGGUUUCUGGCCCGUGGUCAACAGCACUCAAUUCUUUAAGCUUAUCCAGACGAAGUUUCCAGAUGUAACCAUCUCACCAGGAUGGAAGGUUCUUUAUCUGUCACCCUUUCCCAAUGUGACAUACACCAAGUCCAUGGUGAUGGAGAUGUACGACACCGUCAAACACCUCCCACAAAAAAUCACGUUUCCUGUUCUGGCGGUUAUGGCGAAGAAUGGAUGGCCUCACCUGAGCUGGCUUCUCAGCCAGUCCUCCAGGUUCAGUUUGACCUUGUGGCAAGGACAGGAGAACCCCACAGUCAAUGACAUGCUCUUCAUUAGAGACAACAGCAACCCUCAGCGCAUCUACUACGACAUCUACGAGCCAGUGCUUUCCCAGUUUAAAGAAGCAGCAAAGCAGAAAGAUAGACCAAGAAGGUUCUACACGGGUGGGAACAUAGUGGACUAUUUUAGACCUGAAAACAAUGAUGGACUUAACAUCCUGUGGGAGGAGGUGUAUGACCGAGCUUCUCUUCUAUCUACUCUCAAAGACAGCCCCGGUGGGAUGCUCGUGAUUCCAGUAACAUCUGCGACAGAUGAUGUGAGGACUCCAGUGAUUGAAGGUUCAGUGCCAGAGCUGCCUCUUCAGGAUUGUCUAGAUCUAAUUCUUGCUUCAAAGAAUCCAUGGGGCAUCUACCUCAGGGUGAAGUCCAAAACACAGCUAGCUACUUCGCUACAUCUGCUUCAAAAGGCAUACGCUAGAGACCUACUCUAUCAUCCAAUCUGGAUCAACAUGGACAUCACCCAUAAAGCCUUCAACGUUGAAGGCCACAUCACAGGUCUGGAGUUUGUUAGAACCAUUAACCAGAUUUUCCCUUACGUCACCAUAGCUCCCAGCUGGCCUCAGGAGGUUCUGGAUAAGGGUUACACACCUCGGCUGGUUGAGAACAUGAUGGAACCCUUCCAAGAGGUUUGGCAGGACGUCUCAUUGCAGCUGUUGGCUGUCUAUCUGGAGAGAUCGCAGGCUGGAAUUAAGAUUCUUCAACAAAGCCAGGCACGGUUUUCUCUCACGGUGGAGCACAGGACAAGGAACGGAGGACUUGGGAUGGAGAGUUUCAUGUUUGUUCGUAGUGGGACCAGACAGCGGACCUUUUACAAUGUUCCGAAUACAUUGAAAGGCUUUAUCUCCAAGAUUCCCAGGAAAAUAAAUACCACCAUGUAAAAUAGAGAUGGUUCAGGAAAUAACGACAGACAGAUAUUUUUUUCUUUAUCUUCUGUUAUCAGGAUACGUUCAGAUGUUAUUUCACUUAUACAUACCACAACUACACAUAAGAACUUAACAGCUUAGUAUAUUACAGUAUAUACACAAUUAAAGGUCCCAUAUUCAGCCAAAACAAAAAUGGAAAAAAAUAAAUAUUUUUUUCCCCA